Messenger RNA from Sebastes umbrosus (honeycomb rockfish), 2305 nucleotides. Its product is annotated as zinc-binding protein A33-like. The record is from RefSeq and is a predicted model, not a curated record. Gene Ontology annotation, molecular function: zinc ion binding. Lineage: Eukaryota; Metazoa; Chordata; Actinopteri; Perciformes; Sebastidae.
AUCCAGAACUGUAGAUCCAUCCUUCUGAUUCAGGCGAUGAUCUGUUUGGAAGCGAUUAUUCUCAUAAACAUAACUGUUGCAACAUCCUGCUGCACACUAUCAGUCUACAUGUCCUGCAAUGAAUCAGGACUUUGCAUUGAGACACACCUCUGUGUGCAGCAACAUUCAGCAGAGGAGGUGUGACUAAAGCUCCACCCCUCAUCAGACUCACCUGAUAAACCAGACAAACCAGGAAACAGUUUGUUAUUCUUCCUCACUAAAGAGAGUCACACAGACUGAAAACCAGACGAUCAGAUUCACCUUCAGAACAAACUAACAACUUCAUCUGAGUGAGUUCAUCUACAGGAGAGAAAAGUGGAAAACUACAACACUGCUGCUUCAACCUGCUGACGCUCCACACACUGAAGCUUCACUCAGAGACGAAAUGGCUUCCAGAUCAGAGGAGGAUUUCUGCUGUCCGGUCUGUCAUGACGUCUUUAGAGAUCCUGUUGUUCUGUCAUGUAGCCACAGCUUCUGUAAAGACUGUCUGAAGAACUGGUGGAGAGAGAAACUAACACGUGAGUGUCCAGUUUGUAAGAGAAGAUCUUCAAAGGUUGACCCACCUUGUAACCUGGCCUUAAAGAACCUGUGUGAGGCCUUCUUACAGGAGAGAGAUCAGAGAGCUUCAGAGGCUCUCUGCAGUCUGCACUCUGAGAAACUCAAACUCUUCUGUGUGGACCAUCAGCAGCCAGUGUGUCACAUCUGCAGAGAUUCAGAAAAACACACCAACCACAGAUUCAGACCCAUCGAUGAAGCUGCACGACAACACAAGAAGAAACUUCAGGAAACUCUGGAGCCCUUAAAGGAGAAGUUAAAGGUUUUUCAACAAGUUAAAGUGAAGUCUGAUCAAACAGCAGAACACAUGAAGGUCCAGGCCCGGAGCACAGAGAGGAAGAUUAAGGAGCAGUUUAAGAAGCUUCACCAGUUUCUAGAAGAGGAAGAGGAGGCCAGGAUCUCUGCUCUGAGGGAGGAAGAGGAGCAGAAGAACCAGAUGAUGAAGGAGAAGAUGGAGGCUCUGAGCAGAGAGAUAGCAGCUCUUUCAGACACAUUCAGAGCCACAGAGGAGGAGCUGAGAGCUGAAGACGUCUCAUUCCUGCACAACUACAAGGCUGCAGUGGAAAGAGUCCAGCAGCGCCCCCUGCUGGAGGAUCCACAGCUGCUCUCAGGAGCUCUGAUAGACGAGGCCAAACACCUGGGCAACCUGACCUUCAACAUCUGGAACAAGAUGAAGGAGAUGGUCUCCUACACUCCUCUGAUUCUGGAUCCAAACACUGCUCAUCCAGAACUCAUCCUGUCUGAAGAUCUGACCAGUGUGAGACCAGGAGAGAAACAGCAGCUUCCUGAUAAUCCAGAGAGGUUUGAUAAAGACUGGUCUGUCCUGGGCUCUGAGGGCUUUAACUCUGGGACUCACAGCUGGGAUGUCGAGGUUGGAGACAGUACAUUCUGGUUUCUGGGUGUGUUAGCGAGUCUGUCCAGUCUACCCACUGAUCUCACAGUCCAGAAGAAGCUCCAGAGGAUCAGAGUGAAUCUGGACUGGAACAGAGGAAAGCUGUCGUUCUCUGAUCUUGAUACUAACACACACAUACACACCUUCACACACACUUUCACUGAGAAGCUGUUUCCAUUCAUUUUCCCUGUUGGUAAACUGAAUAUAUUACCACUGAAGGUCUGUGUGACAGUGGAACAGAGCAGUUAAAGAUAAAGAGCAUGAUCAUAUUUAUAUUAAUGAUGUUUAUUUCUUAAGGGGGAAACUCUCUGAAUUUAAGCUGCACCUGUCCUCCUGCUGACUCAUUAUUCCAAAGAUAUGUUUAUUUUUGUUUCAGGUAUUGUUUUAUUAUGUUUUUAUUUUAUUUCUAUUAACAAUCUGCUUUUUUGUUUCUGUUGUCGACCUUUAUUAAAUUACAUUACCUUCAUUUAGCUGACCCUUUUAUCCAAAGUGACUUACAAUAAGUGCAUUCAACCAUAUGGAUACAACCCAAAAAUUGCAAUAAUUAUGCAUUACAUCAUCUUAAUUAAAUAUGCUAAACUGCUUCAAGUGCUACAUUUAGAAACAAUAAGAGAGAAAGAAAGAGGGUUUUGUUUUUGUAAAAUAAUUUCACUCAGUAUCUCUGAUCUUUCUGUUUGGUUCGUUUACACUUUUCUUUCUUUAUUGAUACUGUGUCAUUUUACUGUAAAUUGUUGUUCAUUUUGAUUAUUUUGACUUGCGUGUGUGGAGCCAUGAAGACCAGCAAAGACUUUGUAGAAGUUGAUGAGAUCCAAAUAAAGA